This is a messenger RNA of Priapulus caudatus, 2274 nucleotides long. RefSeq names its product protein phosphatase 1 regulatory subunit 42-like. The record is from RefSeq and is a predicted model, not a curated record. Gene Ontology annotation, molecular function: protein binding. The transcript has 8 exons. Bases 140 to 1192 code for a protein of 350 amino acids. NCBI's taxonomy places the organism in Eukaryota, Metazoa, Priapulida, Priapulimorpha, Priapulimorphida, Priapulidae.
UUUGUUUACAUCUGAGAAAUACAUUGUCAUUGAUCCACGGAACACUGUACUGAGAAUAAAGAGAAAAUAUUCUGUUCUCAUGUUUACUUAAUAGCUGGGAACGGACGAUAUAUUCAUGUUAACAUUAUUUUGAGAAAUCAUGGUACAUCUGACUACAGAUGUCAUAAGCAAAGGUCUGUUGUUGAGACAUCAGAAAUGGAGCAGUGAUGAAGAGAAGGAGAAGCUUUUGAGUAAGCUAACGCAUAUAUAUGCUCAUGGCAAAAAUAUCGAUGUGAUUGAUCCGAUUCCUGAAUGCAGGAAUGUGUCGGUUAUCUAUCUAUAUGACAAUAGCAUUAACUGCUUAGAAAACCUGCAACACUUUGAUAGCAAGCUCACGCAUCUCUAUCUGCACGAUAACAAGUUGAGCAAGAUUGAUAACCUGUCAACUCUGAGGCAUCUCAAAAAGCUCUAUCUUGGAUACAAUCAGAUUACGGUCGUGGAGGGUUUGGAGAAUUUAACAAACCUAACAGAGUUGCAUGUUGAAUCCCAGAGACUAGCACCUGGUGAAACCUUGUUACUUGACCCUAGAAGUCUACGGGCUAUUGCAGAGAGCCUGCAGGUGUUGAACUUAGCUGGUGACCAGCUGCAGGCGAUCAGCGACCUUGCCGUGCUCUCCUGUCUCACACAGCUGCUCGCCGCACACAACGACCUCGCUGACUUGCGCUCCGUCACAGACGUCGUCACGCAGCUGCCGUGCCUGCGCGUGCUGCACCUCGAGGGAAACCCCGUGUGCCGGCAGAAGAAGUACCGGGAGAGCAUCAUCGUGGCCGGCGAUGCACUCGAAUCUCUUGAUGAUAAAGAAGUGACUACCACCUCUCGUCAGUUUCUCAAGAACUGGGUGGCAAAUAAGGAAAUGCAGAAGAGCAGGGCUGAUCUGGUGCGAAGAAAUACACUGCCUGCGCUUAACUAUGAUGGGCAUUCAUACGAGGGUAGUUUACCUAAGUUCACCACAUCGAAAGGAUCCGUCCUAGGUGGCAGCAGCAGUUAUAUGAUGCCAGCCUUUCCUAGCCGACAGCGAGAUUCCGUGCUCAUCCGAUCAGCCCAGUCUGCUCGGAAGGCACAUGGAAGCUUCAGCAUGGAUCCUUCUGUAUUUCGAUUUGGGGGAGACCUCACCAAGGAACCAGGAAUUUGUCAGUCGGAAGGUGUGCUAUGAGGGACAUGCAAGUAGCUAUCUAGUGCUGCCAGCAAUAGGGUUAUGCCUGUGGUAUGAUAUGAUACUUUCAUACUAGGUAUUUUCUUUUUACACAUGAUUGUGCUAUCAUAUUGGUUCUCCUAGCACGCGAUAAUGGUGUAAUACCACAAUUGAGGGUUUCCAUUGGACUGUGACCAGGGCCGAAUACUGUCAUACUAUUAUUACAAGUUAACUGUCCUAAGCAGCCUACUUCUGUAUGCCAAUAAUCCAAAGUGGAGACCAAAGAACUAGUACAUUGCCCUUGACAUGAAUAAUUUCAAAGCUGCAAUUGUUCAACCUUUAAAUUACAUGUCGGUGCGUCACCUGGUCAGUCGUUUCAAUAGUAUAUCAGUAUGGUUCUAUGUGUUUGAUGAAUUACUGGUUAAUCGUAUAGUAUAUUGAUGCAGUAGCCAAUAUAUUACUUGCUGUUUUUGGUAUCAGUGUUUUCACGUGAUGCAUUUAUGACAAUGUUUUUACGUCAUACUUGCUACAUUCCAAUCAACUAUAUUCAGCAUGUAAAAACUGUCACAUGCAACAUAAGGAUUAAAACAGUUAAUAUCUGCACUUCCUGCAAACUUGUAUAAUAAUAACUAUCGAAUCCAAGUUUAUGUCAUUAUUCUCGUUAUGUCGUUUACUCUUGAAUUCGUUUUUAAAAGUUUUUUUUCCAUCAAUAAUAAUUUCUAGUAUAUGUGACUGAUGAGCUUUCUAUAUCUAAACGUAGGGGUUUCCUCCCUUGCCUUUCUCUUCUUCUGUCAGUGAUCUGUAAAUUCAUGACUUUCCAUGCAUUGAGCGUACUUAUUAACUUUCACUUUUUUUGCGUGGAAAACAUACAUUGCCGUCGAAUGAGAAUACCAACAACGAAUAAGCAUGUUUAUGCAUGGUUACUCAAGUAUUCUCAUGGUUUGUCUGAGCGUUUUUACAUAUUUGAUGAGCACCAUUUCCAUAGUGCUCGGCUAGUCUGCGCCAAAUUAUGUAUGUGAUACAUUAUGCCGUCCACUUGCGUUGUUUACAUUUGACCCAAUUUGCUUUUCAUCUGAAUAAAUAUAAUCUUGCUCAAAGAUCUA